GUCAGGCUGUCUGCGGGUCACUGCUGGAGAGAUAAACGGCGGCGAGGUCAAAGUGUCAAACCAUGGAACCGGGACCCUCCGGCGGUUCCUCACCGACGAGUAAGAGAAACGGCGUGAGAGCUCGGACGAGAAUAGACUCACUGGACCAUGAUAUCCUCCAUAUCAUCUUAUCCUUCCUAAAUAUCUUCGACCUCGUUCGCUGCACCGUCGUUUGGAAAUCCUGGAAUGCAGUGGUCAAUAGAUCUAAGUUAUUGCAUUGCAAGAUGUGGCAGAAUUAUUCAGAAUUUUGUAAUGAUUCUAAUUCUUCACGACGAGAAUUGAAUUUGAGUCUAGAAGAGCUAGCUAUGAUGCAUCAUAGCUUAUCUUUGCAAGAAGGUCGUAUUGAUAUUGGUCAGUGGAGAGGUCAUUCAGUUGGGUAACGAUUUUCAACUUCCUUUUUAUUUUGUUUAGGGCUUCAAUUCAGUUGAUAUCUUCUUUAGUUGUUGCAUAUUUGGAGCAGCAAACUGAGUUGCAUUUGGACCCUGAAUCCACAUCCCUUUCCUUUACAUAUUGGAUUAUAUUAUCGAACUUGAUGCAUUGGGGAUUGAAGUGAAUUUCAAAUGUUCCAUUGUCAUGUCAUAAUUUGCUGGAUUUGAUCGCUAUGGACAAUGACAUGAAGGCAAGUUUAGGCUCAGAAAAUGUUUUUGAAAAUCUCUUGAAUGGAAAUCAUCUUCUUAGAGGAUUUAUGGCUUAUUUUCAUCUCCAAACAUGAGUCAUAUAUAGUCUUUAUCCAAUCUAAUCAGAGUUUAAUUUGGUUUAUGCUUCCCUGGAAGAUAGAAAUACAUUGAGAAAAUAUGGAGAACAAGUGCAUUAGCAACUAUUGGAUUAUCUGUUUUGAUUUAGUGCUCUUUGUGGAUCGACUUGCGCAUAGCAGGUUCGUGACUGGUUUCUAGCCUUUCCCUUUGUUAGGAUUGAUCAGUGCCGAAUGAAGAUGGGCUUGCUUCUUACUGGUGUUGGUGAUAAGGUUAUGCAUCUCUGGUCCGUAGACAGAGACAAACGUGUGGAAGAAUAUCCCGUUCCCGAUAAUGUUUCUCUUGUUGACUUUGAUUUUGAUGAGAGCAAGGUAAUAAUGCAUAUGUACAACACCAGUCCCCUUAUCCUCUCUCUCUCACAUACGUUAUGAGCGGUGAACUUUAAGCUGUGA
This is a messenger RNA of Rubroshorea leprosula, 1183 nucleotides long. Lineage: Eukaryota; Viridiplantae; Streptophyta; Magnoliopsida; Malvales; Dipterocarpaceae. The record is from the annotation of a GenBank genome assembly.